Molecule: messenger RNA, 1266 nt
Organism: Paecilomyces variotii
Lineage: Eukaryota; Fungi; Ascomycota; Eurotiomycetes; Eurotiales; Thermoascaceae
Product: aminoalcoholphosphotransferase
Exons: 7
Coding region: 1-1266 (421 amino acids)
Biological process (GO): phospholipid biosynthetic process
Cellular component (GO): membrane
Molecular function (GO): phosphotransferase activity, for other substituted phosphate groups
Source: RefSeq, a predicted model, not a curated record
AUGGUUUAUAUUCGCCAAUAUCAAUUGUCCGCGCUGCGGGAGUAUAAAUAUGCUGGUGUCGACCAUUCCCUCGUCAGUCGGUAUAUACUCAAACCGUUCUACUCGAACUUUGUGAUAAAAUGUUUUCCCAUGAGUAUGGCGUAUUGGACGAUUCCUUCGCGUAGACCCAACGCCAUCACUCUUACGGGCUUUAUGUUCGUCGUCGCCAACUUCUUGACCAUGCUCUGGUAUAAUCCGACUCUGGAUCAGGAUUGUCCCCCGUGGGUCUAUGCCAGCUGGGCCCUGGGCCUGUGGUUGUAUCAGACCUUUGAUGCGGUGGAUGGGAUGCAAGCCCGGAGAACGAAGCAGAGUGGUCCGCUGGGCGAGCUUUUCGAUCAUGGUGUGGAUGCCUGCAAUACCGCCUUGGGUGUUCUGAUCUUCAGCGCCGCGAUGAAUCUCGGCCAGACAUGGGCUACCGUGUUGACAUUGUUUGGAUCUACCAUGACGUUCUACGUCCAGACCUGGGACGAGUACUACACGCAUGUCCUGACGCUGGGUAUCGUCUCGGGGCCCGUUGAGGGUGUCUUGACCCUUUGCAUUGUCUUCGCCUUUACGGCCUACCAAGGUGGUGCUAGCUUCUGGCACCGCUCCAUGUUCGAGACCAUAGGUGUCUCCAAGACGGAUAUCAUUCCGGAGCAGAUUUACAACAUGCCUUUCACCCAGUGGUACAUCAUUUAUGGCGCUGUGAUGCUCUUCUUCGCAACGGGGUCUAGCAUUGUGCAUGUUAUCAACAGUCGCCGGGCACGCGGUCUGGAUCCGUACCAGCCUCUCCUCGGUCUGUUGCCUCUUGUUGCUACAUGGACCCUGGUGCCGGGAUAUCUGUACCUCCAACCGACGAUACUGGAGAACCAUCUGAUUCCGUUUGUCCUGUACGUGGGUCUCAUCAACGCCUAUUCGGUGGGUAGGAUGAUCGUUGCGCACCUGGUCAAGACCGACUUCCCGUACUUCAACAUCCUCCUGCUGCCUCUUGCGGUUGGUGUCCUCGACAGCCUUGCGCCCCGUUUCGGUCUGUGGCCCAGCAUUCUCGGUGAUGGACCCUACCAGGUUCCCUUCGUGUUCCUCUGCCUGGGUCUUGCGCUGGGCGUGUACGGUAGCUUUGUGCACGAUGUCAUUACCACGAUCUGCGACUACAUUGACAUCUGGUGCCUGACCAUCAAGCACCCGCAUGUUGAAGAGAAGCAGAUCCAGGUCGGCCACGCCGAGGCCGUCACAAAGAAGACGAAAUGA